GUAAAUCUCUUUCAAAGCAUUAAAUGAAAAUAAUACGGUUCAUUAAUCUUUAAUAAUGUUAAUUUUAUUUAAACUAUUACUUAUAAUCAUCACAAUUAUUACAUCUUCAACUGCAUGGAAUUUUUCAAAGGUUAGUUUACCUGAUGAUGUACUGAUUUGGCGAUUUGUUCUUUGGAAGAAUAGAGCAUAUCUAGCAAUACCAAGGUGGCAAAGUGGGUUAAAUAAUUCAGUAACAUUACUGGAAGCUCCAUGGAUAGAACCGGAAACUAUGUUCCUCAUGAAUAUUCCACAGCCAUCGGUUAAACCCUUUCCAAGUUUACAAGAGCAAUCUUUAGGUGAUGAUUGUGAUAAUAUUAUUUCAGUAACUGGAUUAGAUAUUGAUAGUCGAGGAAGAUUGUGGGUCUUGGAUUCACCGACGAGUGUUGAUUGUUCAGCUAAAAUAAUUAUAUUUGAUCUACAUCGAAGGACAGAGGUAAGCAGAAGUACUCUAACAGGAGUUGCUACAAAAGAGCUCAAAACUAUUGUGAUAGAUCCAACGAUUGGAUUAUAUGGAUAUCGAGGAUAUGUUGGUGAUCCUGGCGACGAAUCUAUAAUUGUCUACAAUAUAGGUCGAACUGGUCAAAAGUGGUGGAAGCUGAAACUACUGCAUAAAUCAACUGUUCCCCGUAUCUACACAGGCGAUUUGGCGGUUUCAAAAAGGAAUUCACGUCUUUAUUUAACUGGAUAUAAAUCUCUAGAUCUAUUUAGCAUAGAUCUUGAUAUAUUAAGAUAUGAAGACUUUUUAUCAUUCCCACGAAAAGUAUUCAGGCAUAGAAAUGCAAGCGUCACGUGGCACGGAAUUAAGUUGGGUCUUUCAUCUGGACUUUUGUGCGAUUCAAAGGACGGCCUUCAUUACUUCUUGGUUACAGAAUACGCCAGUGUCCGGUGGGACACGAAAUACGAUUUGAAAGCGACAAAUCAUGAAAUUCUUGAGCAAAGUGAACAAGUUCUUAGCAUAACCGAUUAUCGUACGGACUCACAGAAGAAUGUAUGGGGCUUGGUGAACGGACACUAUCCUUUUAACAAGCGGAAAAACUUAAUUGCAACAAAAAAAUGGAAUCCGACUAGCCGAGUAAUUCAGAUACUUCAUAGCCGUUCGUUUAAACCAUAAAAACUCAUUCAAUAUGGUAAGUGUGCCAAUUAGCAGCUCACUAAGGUUCAAAUCUAUUUCAUAUACUAAUUGAAAUAUCGAAAAGUUGCCAGUGAUUGAUGGCGAACUCAUUGUAUGAGGUUAUAAUUGUAACAUUGCAUAUUAUGUCCAUAGAUUUAUUUAUAAGGAUAUUUUAAUUGCACUUACUUUUCUAAAUAAUUUUCUCGUUAACGAAAUUAUAGCCAUCCAUCUUUUUGGAUCUUUUAUGGUAAUUAAAUAAAGUAUUUCAUGGUACAGUUAAAUUUAUUUAUUUUAAUUUUAAAUUUAUUGGUCUU
Molecule: messenger RNA, 1464 nt
Organism: Chelonus insularis
Lineage: Eukaryota; Metazoa; Arthropoda; Insecta; Hymenoptera; Braconidae
Product: major royal jelly protein 1-like
Exons: 5
Coding region: 56-1150 (364 amino acids)
Source: RefSeq, a predicted model, not a curated record